AUGUACGUCACCACGGAAUAUGACGAUAUAAGGAUACCAGUUGCUAAUAAGCGUGGCCAAAUUAAUGAAAAACCUGAAACUAUUGCCAAAUAUAAUGAGUUUAUGUCAGGAGUUGACCGACAAGACCAACUGCUUGCAAUUUAUCCGUGCGAAAGAAAAACUCUUCGCUGGUAUCUCAAGUUAGCCAUCCACACCUUUCAACUACUAUUUAUAAACUCUUAUAAAAUGUACAACAAAUAUUCUGGAAAACCUAAAAUGACACUCUACGAUUAUCGCUUAGCUGUGAUAAAUGAGCUUUUACCUGAAAAAAAUACUGCAGUGUCUGUUCCAACCGGCCCAAGCAGAGCGAAAACGAGCAGAGAAGUGCCACACAAAAUCAGUAAAAUAACUGAGAGAAAUUCCAAAGGAAACAUCAAGCGCAAGAUGUGCCGCAUGUGCUCAAAAUCUCAAAAAAUACGGAGAGACUCUAUGUGGCAUUGCGAAACUUGCAUUGACAAACCUGGUCUGUGCUUUGAGUGUUUUGACGAAUUCCAUUUGUCCAUCUAG
This is a messenger RNA of Parnassius apollo (apollo), 546 nucleotides long. Lineage: Eukaryota; Metazoa; Arthropoda; Insecta; Lepidoptera; Papilionidae. The record is from the annotation of a GenBank genome assembly.